Messenger RNA from Glossina fuscipes, 1567 nucleotides. RefSeq names its product transcription factor Ouib-like. Gene Ontology annotation, molecular function: zinc ion binding; DNA-binding transcription factor activity, RNA polymerase II-specific; RNA polymerase II cis-regulatory region sequence-specific DNA binding. NCBI's taxonomy places the organism in Eukaryota, Metazoa, Arthropoda, Insecta, Diptera, Glossinidae. Gene Ontology annotation, biological process: regulation of DNA-templated transcription. Gene Ontology annotation, cellular component: nucleus. The record is from RefSeq and is a predicted model, not a curated record. Bases 172 to 1512 code for a protein of 446 amino acids. The transcript is spliced from 5 exons.
UUUAUCUUUAAACUUUAAAACAUUGGGCAACCCUUGUUUCUAACUAAGUUGUAAACAAAACAAUUUACUUAAAUUUAUAAAUUUUUGAUUUAUAUUAAAUUAUUUUUCUUCAUUUAUGAAGAUAUCUAAGCAAGUAUUGUAAAAAAGUUGAAGGAAAAAAAAGUGCCAACAAUGGAUAAAAAGUGCCGUUUGUGCCUAGUGGAAAGUGACAAUCGUGAAAUGUAUGAUUUAUAUGGUGAUUCGAAUUAUGAUGAUUUAAUGCGAGCUUGUCAAGAAGAGGAGGACAAUACAAAGUUGAAAUUAUAUGAAAAGGUUGAGUUCUGUUGUGGUAUUAGGAUUCAAUUCUCUAAGAAAAUGCCCACGAAAAUUUGUUCGAAAUGUUUUAAUAUGACGCGGAUUUGGUUUAAUUUUCGUCAAAUGUGCUUAAGUUCGCAAUUAUAUUUGGAAAGCUUGCAAGUAAAUGAGAAUGAUUAUAGUGUAGCCGCUGAAGAGAAUAAAAAUGCGAACUUUCUGCAAAGUCUAGUCGAGGAUUUACAAACAUUUCGCACCGAGAAGCGUCAAGAGAAGCCUGCAGAAUUUACCAUUGAAGUUUUAGGCCAGCAACAAAUUGGAAAUGAUUACACAUUUUCGGAUACCGAUUUUGAGCAAAUUAUUUGCUAUGAUGGUGAUGGUGGGGAUGGCGCAGACGAUGUUAACGAUAUCGAUUCUAAUGAAAUAGAUAAUGAAUCUAGACCAAAAGAUUAUGUUGAAGAACAUCACCAACUAUCUGAAGGUGAUAACGAUUGUUGUGAUGAGAGCAUUGAAAAUAACGUUGAACAGAGCGAAAUUUUAAUUGAAUUAACGCAGGACGAUUUUGUCGAAGCUAUGUCAUAUUUAAACGGGGAGGAUAGUGAGGAAUUGGAAAAUUAUAUAGAGUAUAUUACAAGAAGUGAUCUCAGCAUUAAACGCUUAAAACGCAGAGCUUUAAUACAACCCAAGUCCAAGAAACGUUCCUCCACAAUAAAGCCAGCAAUAAAAACAGGAGAAAAACCUAAAUUACCAAAACCAAUGACAUUCAUGUGCUCGAUAUGCGGAAAUGUCUAUACAAAGCGGCCAUUAUUUCAAUACCAUUUACGGAUGCAUUCCGAUCUUAAGCCGUAUCAAUGCGAAAUUUGCCAUAAAGCUUAUCGGAUGAUGAGUGAAUUGAAGAAUCACAUGUACCGUCAUACCGGUGAAAGGCCAUUUAAAUGCAAAUAUUGCGAUCGUAAAUUUAUGGAUCGAAGCUCCAGACAUCGUCAUGAACGAUUGCAUACCAACUCGCGACCGUUCGAGUGUAAAAUAUGUAAUAAAAGUUUCUCAUAUUCAGCCAUACUGAAGAAUCAUAUGAAAUUGCAUUCAGGCGAAAAGGAUUUCGCUUGUACUAUUUGCAAUAAGUCCUUUACCUUGCAACAUCAACUCAAGGCACACUUGAAUACCGCCACACAUCGUCAAAAAGAAGCCAGUCAAGAAUUUCAAAUUAUUGAAUAUGAAUAAGUAUAUGUGUGUAUGUGUGUACGUGUGUGUGAAGUUUAGUGUAAAAUUCCUUUUU